This is a messenger RNA of Orussus abietinus, 1550 nucleotides long. RefSeq names its product transmembrane protein 19. Bases 125 to 1153 code for a protein of 342 amino acids. The transcript is spliced from 6 exons. NCBI's taxonomy places the organism in Eukaryota, Metazoa, Arthropoda, Insecta, Hymenoptera, Orussidae. The record is from RefSeq and is a predicted model, not a curated record. Gene Ontology annotation, cellular component: membrane.
ACGCGUAUAAAUUCGAGCGGUCGCAGAAACCCGCAAGAGUUCGACGUAUUUGAUGAUAGCAGCGAAAGAGGUGAGAUGGGAGCGUGAAUCAUUGGAUGGUCGGCAAAUUUAAUGAUUUUGUGACAUGCUGCUAACCGCGAGCGAAGAUGACAGGAGAAACAGCGUUCUGGUGCCUGUCUUGGUCAGCGCGUUCGCUAUACCGGUAUCCAUGCUCUUUUGGAUAGUGAACGUUACUUAUUCUUUACUGGCCCCAGAUUCCGAGUACCAGGCUGAUGGGUAUCCUGUGAUAUCGCCAUGGAGGUGGCUAGCUGCAGUGAUUAUUCCUAUAUUUAUGGCUGGAUGGGCACUAAAGAAGAAGACCCUCGAUUUAUCCGGUGCACUCCUUGGAUCUUUUAUGGGUUUCGUUCUGACGUUGUCGAGUUUCGCUCAUCUGGGAUGUUUAAUAGCAUUCUUCGUGACCUCCUCGAAGGCAACAAAGUUCCGAGCGCAUAGAAAGAAGAAAGUCACUGAAGAUUUUAAAAUAAAUUCACGCAGGAAUUGGAUUCAAGUAUUGUGUAAUGGUGGUAUGGCUACGCAACUUGCAUUGUUAUAUUUAUUGGACAUAGGCUAUGGAGAAAGACCCAUUGAUUUCGACAAGGACUAUAGAAAUUCUUGGUUGUCUAUAGGGAUUUUAGGAGCUACCGCCUGUUGUAACGGCGAUACUUGGGCUUCGGAAUUAGGGACAGUGGUUGGCUCUUCGGAUCCUUUUCUCAUCACGAGUAGAAAAAGAGUGCCAAGAGGAACCAAUGGGGCAGUUUCAUGGUUUGGCAUACUGGUUUCUCUGUUGGGUGGAUUGGUCUUAGGAUUGACUUAUUACAUUAUUAUUUUAUAUACCGUCGAUCCAGCAGUGCUGCAGUCCGCAGCGCCACAAUGGCCCAUUAUAUUUGCUGGAGGAGUCGGAGGCCUGCUAGGUAGCCUCUGCGAUUCGUUUCUAGGUGCCACUUUACAGUAUUCCGGAGUCGAUGAACAGGGAAUGGUAGUUGAACGUCCUGGGAAAGGUGUGAGGCACAUUAGUGGGAGACAAAUUCUUGACAACCACAGCGUCAAUCUGUUGUCAAGCAUCUUUACCUCCCUAACUUUACCCAGACUGGCCAAUAUUUUCUGGCCGCAGUGAUUCAAAGUGUUCUUUGGUGGUGCGGAGUCACUCUGGACAUCUUUUUGGUCCAACAUUGUGAACGAAGUCAUGGUGCAUCUUCACCACGUUUAUAUUUACCUUAGAAAUAGAGCAAAUCAAAAGUUUGUAUCGAGGGAAAAGACUUUCCUGCAUAGAGCAAGUGCAAACCUCGCAUAUCUCUCGCGGAGAUGGAAGCUAAUUUACAUUUCGAUUAAUUAUAGAACUCUUUAACUACAGGAUCGGAAGACUGCAUCUUGAAAAGUCAGAAAGUUUCGUUCCGCCCAAAUGUUUGACGGACUUUAAGCGUAAAAGGAUAAGCUAGCGCGCGUUCGUUGCAGUCAAGCGAGGCGUGUAUAUGUAUUCGUUGUACGGUUUUGUAUAAUAACAGACAAUUUUU